AUGUGCGCCCGGAACGGAUUCGGUCGUUUAUCAAGCGAUAGCAGAAUUGUUCGCCUUUCCCCGCAAGCCAGAAGUACCAGCAGCAGCCAUCAAAUGUCUCUCCAGAACAAGGUCGCCAUCGUCACGGGCGGUUCGCGGGGCAUGGGUGCCGGAACCGCCAAGGAGCUUGCCUUCCGCGGAGCCAAAGUCCUCAUCACGUACGCUUCCAAUACGGCCAAGGCAGACGCUGUCGUCGCAGCCAUCAAGGCCAAGGGCGGGGAGGCGGCCAGCGUUCAGGCCGACUGCAUGGAUGAGGCAUCACCCAAGUUGGUCGUCGACACGUGCGUCCGCAACUUCGGGCAGGGGAUCGACAUCAUUGUCAACAACGCGGGCGCUGGCGACGAGGUCUACCUGAAGGACACUGAUAUGGACCACUGGAAUAAGCUGUUCCACACCAAUGUCAGGUUCCCCAUGUUCCUGGUCAAGGAGUCGCUGCCGUACCUGCAAAAGGGCGGUCGUAUAGUCAACCUGUCCAGCGUGGUGGCUAGGCAAGCAUAUACCAUGCAAGGCGCUUACGGUGCGUCUAAAGCAUGCAUGGAGAGUUUGGCCAGAACAUGGGCUCUUGAACUGGGCGCAUCGCAUGGCAUUACUGUCAAUUGCGUAAAUCCCGGCCCCGUCGCUACCGAAAUGUGGGCCGCUACUCCCGAGGAGUCCAUUGGGGAUAUGGCUGCUUUCAUUAAGAGCACGCCCGCCGAGGGCCGUGUAGGAGAGGUUGAGGACAUUGUGCCCAUCGUUGCCUUCUUGUGCGAUGAGACCUCCCGCUGGAUCACUGGGUCAACUGUGUGUGCCAAUGGAGGCAUUUGCUUCACUUGA
Molecule: messenger RNA, 852 nt
Organism: Clonostachys solani
Lineage: Eukaryota; Fungi; Ascomycota; Sordariomycetes; Hypocreales; Bionectriaceae
Source: the annotation of a GenBank genome assembly